Molecule: messenger RNA, 5333 nt
Organism: Schistosoma mattheei
Lineage: Eukaryota; Metazoa; Platyhelminthes; Trematoda; Strigeidida; Schistosomatidae
Source: the annotation of a GenBank genome assembly
AUAAACUGUUACCAAAUUUAGACACAGCUAUCGGCUGUCUUCGGACUAUCGUAUGUUGUAAUCAUUCUUUAUGUUACUCUUACAGGAAGCUUUUGAUAUUUUCAUUCUUGAACGACGCGUUUAAACGCCUAGACACCUCACAAGUUGAGAACCGCUUUUGUAGACAAAUCGUUGUUUUGGAACUUCGAUUUUGCGCGUAUCUCAAUCGGGGUCACUUGGACGCUUCGAUAGAAUUAACAGUUCUCAACUUUGGUCACAUUUGGUGUGGAUACAGUUCUGAACUUUGGUCCUAAUUGGAGGGAAUACUUGCUGUAACGAAUUUGGUCGGAAUCCUGUUUGGUUCAUUCAUCCCAACGAUGACUAGAACGAGAAGGAUGAAGUACAACGACGACAGUUCCCAGGACACAGACAAUUCUACUGCUGACAAUAUUAUUCCUUCAGUUUCUAAGGUGAAUUCACCUAUUCCUUUAAAUCUUGCCUUUGAUAUUGUUAAACCUAACCCCAAAGACUCAGUAGGAGACAACUAUAUAGAGACUAGAUACAGCGUAGAAGACGAAGUGGAUUCUAGGGAAAGGGAAGUAGAAAAGAUUGAGCUGGAGAUUAGAGAACUCCAACUACGCAAGCGAUUGUUAGAGCUAACUCCGAACUCUUCAAACAAAGUGAGAAGACCUAGAGAGAAUACCGAGUUGUCGGGGUCUCGAUCCGAGGAUAAAACUUCAGUAGUUACGGCAAGUCACCGAUACACCAAUGUACUUUUGAGCGAUGAAAUGCAAUUCAAAGCACAGGUAGAUAGUGUCAAGGCGUUAUGUAUGUCAGUAAGCUUACCGAAGAUAGAAAUCAUGAAAUUUGACGGGAGCCCUCUGAAAUUUUGGACGUUCAUGAAGGGAUUCAAGGUUAACAUAGCUGACAGAGUAAAUGAUGACACUCAGAAAUUAAUGUACUUGAUACACUAUUGCGAAGGUAUAGCAAAGGAUGCUAUAGAACACUGUGUUUUAUUACCAGAAAAGGAAGGUUAUACUGAGGCAAUUAAGCUUCUACAUGAACGGUUCGGCAGACCACACGACAUCGUAGAAGCCUUCUUAACAGAACUCUUAAGUGGAUCACCAUUGAAUCAAGACGACAUAACUGGCCUACAGAAACUGACAAGACUCAUGACUAAUUGUAAGAUAGCCUUGUCACAGAUGGGCAGGAAUGACGAUCUGAAUUGUUCGACCAACAUAAAACGAAUAGUGAAACAGCUACCACGUAGUAUGCAGUUUAAAUGGGCGGAGGCCGCGGACGAUAUUUUAAGAAAGGGGCUAGAGCCCAAUUUCGAUGAUUUAUUGCAAUUCUUAGAAAAGAAAGUGUCAAUCGCAACAAACACAUACGGACAGUUAGCAAGCGGAAGCUAUAAAACUCAAACGAUAUCGAACAAUCGGUCGGCUUCCAUAAGAGCUAAGAUCCAUACUUCGUCGAUUAAAGGGACAGUCCACUGUGUAAUUUGCUCGGAGGCCCACGAAGUCGCGUCUUGCCCUCAGCUACUGGAAGUAAGUCAUAACGAAAAAUUAGAAUUGCUGAAGAAGUUUAAACUUUGCUUCAAUUGUUUAAAACCCAAUCAUCGAGCCACAGACUGUAGACAACCCGUGUUGUGUGAAAUUGAUGGAUGCAAGCGACGCCAUCAUAGAAUUCUUCACAACACAGAACCUGAUGCUAAACAAGCAUGUUGUAACUCUACUCAUACUACUGGAACGUAUUUAGGCUUUGUACCAGUCAGGCUACAUGGUCCCACAGGUUAUGUGGAUACCUAUGCAUUGUUAGAUAAUGGCUCAGACUCGACAUUACUGCUUAGUGACGUGGCAAAGCAGGUAGGAAUUUCUGGUACAGUGACAAGAUUAAACAUAUUUUCAGUAAUUGGAGCGUCAUCUCAGAACGCUGAACUUACCAAUUUCGAAAUUGAGUCUUUAGAUAAGACCAGCCGAAUAAAAAUCGAAGGUGCAUAUACUAUAGAUAACUUACCUAUUAAAAGAGCAGAAAUCCCACCAACGGACUUCCAAGAAAGAUGGAAACACUUGAAAGGUGUACAACUACCUACCAUUGCCUGUGACAAGGUUGGUUUGUUACUUGGUGUUGACGUUCCAGAGGUCCACUGGGUACUCGAUCAGCGCAUCGGAAAACCUAAACAACCCUAUGCUUCACUAACCAUGUUAGGGUGGGCCUUAUUUGGACCAACGGGUCAACUUAAUAAAACUUCAGUCUUCAUGAACUGUCUAAAAGCAAAAAAUUCCUUGGAGGAGGAUAUUCUCAAAUUAUUUGAACAUGAAUUUUCUGAAAAUAAGUACUCUGAUAAGGUUACCAUGUCCCUAUGUGAUAAGACCAUUAUGGAGAUUACUGACAAACAAACAGUAUUGCUCGAUGGACAUUAUCAAGUGCCGAUACCCUGGAAGGUGGAUUGGCACUCACUUCCAAGGAAUAAGCGCGAAAUAGAAAAACGAUUAAUUUACCUACGUAAAAGGUUGCUAAAAGACGAACAGCUCCGGAAACAGUAUACUAUUAUAUUAGCUACCCACGAAAGUAAAGGAUAUUUGUCUCGAGUAACUCAAGCUAUCGAAGAAGAAAGGUAUUUUAUUCCACAUCAUCCCGUAUUUAACCCUAAAAAACCAGGUAAAGUUCGGAUAGUCUUUGAUUGUGCUGCUAAGUUACAAAACAGGUCCCUAAAUGAUUGUAUAUAUUCUGGACCAGAUCUUACAAACGACCUAGUGGGAGUUUUGCUUAGAUUCAGAAAGCAUAAGAUUGGAUUGUCAGCAGACAUUGAAGAAAUGUUCCUCCAGGUACAUCUACCCGAAAAGGAUACAAAGGCCUUCAGCUUCUUAUGGUAUCCCGAUGGCAAUCUUGAUUCUCCUCCUGAGGUCUAUGAGUUGCAUGUACACCCUUUCGGGGCUACGUCCUCGCCAUUUUGCGCUACCUAUGCUUUAAGACGUACAGCUACAGACCACCGAGAUUUGUUUGAUGAAAAAACCCAGUCCACCUUACGAGAAAAUUUUUAUGUAGACGAUUGUCUAGUCUCAGUAGAAACAAUACCAGAAGCUGCCGAGUUAGCAAAUAACCUAAUAAGACUCGUUGCGCUUGGAGGUUUUCGUUUACAUAAAUGGGUUAGUAACGUAAAUGAAGCGCUGAAUGACGUCCCUAUAGGUGAUAGAUCAAACAAUUUGGUUCGUAUACCAGGUUCAACAGAACGUAUACAGAGAACUUUAGGACUUUGUUGGCACACGCAAUCCGAUUGUUUUGCAUUCGACGUAAAUCUUCCCGAACGCCCGAUCACUAAGAGAGGCAUUCUAUCAUGUGCAUCAUCGUUAUAUAAUCCGCUUGGAUUUCUAGCGCCUUUAUCACUUACCCCUAAACGAAUUCUGCAACAGCUAUGUCGUAAAAACUAUGGGUGGGAUGAGAUGAUAGAUGAAGAGUCACGAUUGAGUUGGGAAGGUUGUUUAGAAGCAAAGAGUUCUAUCCAGGACGGACCCACUCCACCCUCUUCUUUGACCACAGUAGCGCCUGAAAACCCUUCAAAUCGCUUGUUGCCGUUUAUAGACGAUCCUGAUUUAUGCCUUAAACACUCUCCUGAUGUGUCACUCUUAGUCGAUGAUGAUGAUGUACGCUCACUCAUAGUAACAGCAACCGCUGUUGAGACUGAAGAUUCCAGGGUUCAUCGAAGUUUACCGUCAGUUCGUUUUUCUGGAUUUGACACUCCACCUGAUUCAAGAAGUAACGGACUUAUAUAUACCUUUGACUCUGUAUCUAAAGCGACAGACGAGAAUCUAAUGGAUUUAGAACAAGUUAUUUCAUCACCAGCUGUUGACGAUGAGUACCUUCUAAAAACUGUCAACGAUAGUCACGUCGAUACAGUAGUGAAUAUUGACCUUAGAUGUAUUUCUCCUCCAGACAAAAUUCUUCCAACAGAUAGCGGCGAGUUAAUGUCAUCGAAAACAUCUGUUAUGUUCUCUGCCGAAACAGAUCUCCCUAGUGUUUCUGGCGUGAACGAUAGUGCUAAGUCUGUGAUACUACUACACGAGUCAUCAAUUAGUUGCAAAGCAACAACUCAGUUCUCUGAAAAUACGAAACUUGUAUCUCCUGUAGUGGCGUCUGCUAAGAGUUCUAUUGACAUCAAGCGUGAAACAGAGAAUCAGAAAGAUGAUUGUUUUAUUCAGUAUGAUGAUAAGAAGUUUAAGACAACUGUAUCCAUGUCUCCUUUAGUUGGGUUAGACAAGCAGAUACAACAUCCGUUACCAGACUUUAAGGAUAGUAGAGUAGCCGAAGAAAUGACUCAUCGGAACAUAGAAUGGCACCAUAACACUCCCUACGCAAAUCAUCAUCGAGUAUGGGAAAAAUUAAUAGGAAGCAUACGUAGACUUUCGAGCGCAGUAUCUAUGUCCUACGAGACACUCACCACCUGUUUGACUGAAGCAGAGAGAAUACCUAAUGAUAGACCACUCUUACAGACGCGAACGAAAUGGACACAAGGAAGACGAGAUUUACAAGUUCGCGGUCCAGUCUUGAUUAUUGGAGACACUGGUGCACGAAAUAACUGGCCUAAAGGCCUCGUGGUAAGUUUUGAUCCAGGAGGAGAUGGUCUAUGGAACCAAGCGAAGAUCAGAACGUGGAAGGGUACAAUUAUUAGAGGCAUAUGUAAAAUUUGUUUAUAAGAAGGAGCUGAUGACCGAAAAGUAGAGGAUAGAGAGACUUUUCAGAGUGACUGUGGCUAGAGUAAAUCGUACCAUUGUCACCUCUGAAUGUUUUUACGUUAAUACCUAAUCAGCGAAAGUAAGGAAAGACAUGCUGUCUUUGGGGGGCGGUGUUAAGUUUGUUUUACAUUGUUCCUAUAUGUUCCUUUUCUACUCUUUUGUAUGUUGUUUUAUACUACUUAUUUACAUUCAGUAGGCCGCUGUAUACCCAACAAUUUUCACACUUAUGUUGUAACUCAAGUUGUACUGUAACAUUCUGGAAUGUUCACAUAUAUCUUUAAUGUUUAUCUUACUUAUAAUUGUAUUUAUCAUUAUAAUCACUGUAAUUUAAUUACUGUAAAGGUUAUCCACAGUUUUAUGCAUUUGUUUGAAUGCAACAGUUUCCAUAUUGUUUGCUCUUGGUUCGAGUUUCGGUUGUUCAUAAACUGUUACCAAAUUUAGACACAGCUAUCGGCUGUCUUCGGACUAUCGUAUGUUGUAAUCAUUCUUUAUGUUACUCUUACAGGAAGCUUUUGAUAUUUUCAUUCUUGAACGACGCGUUUAAACGCCUAGACACCUCACAAGUUGAGGUUUGUAACUAAAUUUUGUGCAUUAUUUAAUAAAGAACCGCUUUUGUAGACA